UUCCUCUAAAUUCCUUGGCCUUGCCCAUAAUUUCAAUUUCUUCUAAUUUCUAGAUCUUUGGCUUUGCUCACAUACAACAAAAACAGCCUAUACCAUUGCUCUCUGCCUCUUAGAGGGUGACUUAUCCCCGUGUCGGUGACUCUUCCUUUGCCAACCUCCUUAUCCCAUGUCGUAAAUGGCCGCGUCUUGCACUCCUUGCGCCUCUACCAAACCCUCUUUCCUCAGCAUGCUACCGCGGCCUGAACUGGUGGUAUUCCCGUAUGAGACCAAGCUUCCUCCCCCACAUAGCCGCUCCCUUGCAACCUCCCUUACCUGGCUCAACCCGUCAAGAAGCAGCCUUUAGCCUUUUCACUUGCCCCCUACACCCUCCCUUUUCCACCCAGCAGCCGCACCACUCAUGGCAUGUUCCCCAGAUAAAUUAGAAAUCAAAAA
Molecule: messenger RNA, 432 nt
Organism: Rubroshorea leprosula
Lineage: Eukaryota; Viridiplantae; Streptophyta; Magnoliopsida; Malvales; Dipterocarpaceae
Source: the annotation of a GenBank genome assembly